This is a messenger RNA of Cyanistes caeruleus (blue tit), 799 nucleotides long. NCBI's taxonomy places the organism in Eukaryota, Metazoa, Chordata, Aves, Passeriformes, Paridae. The record is from RefSeq and is a predicted model, not a curated record.
GGAGGCCGAGAGCCACCCGCAGUGCCGGCGGCUGCAGCUGAAGGAUUUGUUGGUGGCGGAGACGCAGCGGCUCAGCAAAUACCCGCUGCUGCUGGAGAGCCUGAUCCGCCUCAGCCUCGCGGGUUCCCCGGAGCGGGAGAAGCUGCUCCGUGCCCGCGAGCAGAGCCGUGCCGUGCUGCGCUUCGUCAACGAAGCCGUUCGCGGCGCCGAGAAUCGCCGGCGGCUCCGGGAGCACCAGCGGCGCCUGGACAGCUCCGCCCUGGAGCGCAGCCCCAACCCCCUGGCGGCGCAGUUCCGGAACCUGGACCUGACCUCGCACCGGAUGAUCCACGAGGGACCCCUGGCCUGGCGCGUGGGCAAGGACAAGAGCGUGGAGCUGCACGUGCUGCUGCUGGAGGAGCUGCUGGUGCUGCUGCAGCGCCAGGACGAGCGGUGGCUGCUGCGCUGCCACAGCCGCGACGGCAAACACGGCUUCAGCCCCGUGCUGCGCCUCAGCUCCCUCCUGGUGCGCUCCGUGGCCACGGACAAGCGAGCCCUGUUCAUCAUCUGCACCUCGGAGCUGGGACCCCAAAUCUACGAGCUGGUGGCGCUGACGAACUCGGAGAGGAACACGUGGCUGGAGCUGCUGGAGCUCCCGUUGGGGAUUAUUCCCGUUGGAAUUUGGGAUUAUUCCCGUUGGGAUUUGGGAUUAUUCCCGUUGGGAAUUCGGGAUUAUUCCCGUUGGGAAUUGUUCACAGGUGGCUGGAGCUGCUGGAGCUCCCGUCGGGAUUGUUCCCAUUGGGAAUUUGGGAUUAUUCCA